UGGAUUUACCGCCGAGCGGGAUGAGGGAUUUGGCUUGUGCAUUAGGUAGUCAAUAGUUCUAUCUCGCCUGCAUGGUCGUACGUGGCGGUUGUCGUGAAUGGGAUACUCCGUACUAUGGGGUCGUUAUCACACUUAUCUGCGAAUGUGGCGUGCUGGUAUUCGAAAGUUGGGAUUCUUUAUCCAGAUCCUUAAUUUUCCCCGGAUACCCAGGCAGUGUUGGUCGGCAGUUGCCAUCUUCAAUGCUGCGAUACAUUCAGCGGGGUUGUUGGAACAUCCGGGUCAUUCCUUAAUAGAUGUAGUGGUAAAAUCCAUCCCACGGCUCUCUUCACUACACGGUCAUGUGAAGAACAACACUAGUUCACAUCUCGCAGACCCAACUUACACCCUCUUCUGUCCUCCUUCAUUCUUCAUUCUAAACAGAACUUUCACGGCGCACUUUGUUCUCUGCUUCUGUGCCAUCUUCUUCCGCUACAACAGAGCUGCAUCUAUUUGAUGUGAUCGGAUAUCCUUACUUCGAUCUUCAGCUGUCCAGCCCACGUAAAAUGGCUCCCAGAAGCUUGAGAAUAACGUGAGUAACUUGCAGUGACACGCUUAGCACUUCCAGGGAUCAACAUUAGAGAACGGUCUCUCCCAUUCCAAGGCAUCUAAUAUCUGACACCCUUUUCUAAGAUACUUUUGGCGCUUUGGAAGCUUCUUUAUAGCUCGCUCGCGGUGCCAA
This is a messenger RNA of Aspergillus eucalypticola CBS 122712, 718 nucleotides long. RefSeq lists its product as uncharacterized. The coding region runs from base 98 to 493 and encodes 131 amino acids. The record is from RefSeq and is a predicted model, not a curated record. Lineage: Eukaryota; Fungi; Ascomycota; Eurotiomycetes; Eurotiales; Aspergillaceae. The transcript has a single exon.